GUUCUGUGUACGUGCACCGCCAUCUUUAAUUUACCGGCAGCAUGGCGGAUGCUGCUGCCCGUCAGCUUCAAUAUGAAUACAAAGCGAACUCUAAUCUUGUACUUCAAGUCGAUCGGUCGCUCAUUGACCGGCGUGCCAGAGAUGAGGCCACAGGAGAAGUCAUGUCCCUGGUGGGCAAACUGGUGGGAACUAAGAUGGGAGAUAAAUCCAUGAGAACAAAACCACCACAGAUGGAAGAAAGGAAGGCAAAGCGGCGAAAGCGUGAUGAAGCUCAGCGGGACAUGUUGAAGAUGAAGGGUCAGUCCCUGCUGUCUGAGGGGAUAGAUGAGAUGGUGGGCAUCCUGUACAGACCCAAGACACCAGAGACCAGGCAGACUUAUGAAGUUCUGCUCAGUAUUAUGCAGAGUGCACUUGGAGAUCAGCCGAGAGAUGUAUUGUGUGGUGCUGCCGAUGAAGUCUUGGCGGUAUUGAAGAAUGACAGAAUGAAGGACAAAGAGAGGAAGAAAGAAGUGGAGGCUCUGCUAGGGGAAAUGCAGGAGGAAAGGUUUGCUCUGCUGGUGAAUCUUGGGAAGAAGAUCAGUGACUGGGGCAGUGAAGAGAAGAUGCAGACAGAUGACAGCAUGGAAACAUUUGGUGUCAAUGUCCAGUUUGAUGAGUCUGAGGAGGAGGAUGAGGAGGAUGCUUUUGGUGAGGCACGAGGAGAGAGUGAGGAUGAAGAUGACGAAGGAGUUGAGGCACACGUGGAUGCUACACUGGUUUCAAGUCUCUCUGUGGAAGGUGGUGCCAAGGCAGAGAAGGAGUUGCAUCCCAGAGAUAUAGAUGCCUUCUGGCUGCAGAGAAGUCUCAGGAAGUACUAUGAUGACCCAAUGGUGGCACAGGCCAAGGCUGGAGAAGUACUGGAAAUUCUAAAGAGUUCCUCUGAUGACCGUGAGGCUGAGAACCAGUUAGUGGUAUUGCUAGGCUUUAACCAGUUUGAUUUCAUCAAAGUUCUGAGACAGCAUAGACAAAUGAUCCUGUUCUGCACCAUGCUUGCUCAGGCCCAGAGCCAAGAGGAAAGAGCAAAAAUAGAGGAAAAGAUGAGCUCUGAUGCCAAUUUGUCAAAAAUUCUACACACCCUCCAGGAAACAGACAAAGAAGAUCUUGUCAGGGAGGAGAGAGAACGACGCCAAGCAAAAAGACAAACGAGGGUUGAUGCUGAUUUGGAGGCCAUGGAUACAGAUGAAAGACAGGAUGUUGGUAAUGUCCAGCUGCUUGACCUGGAGGACCUGGUGUUUGGUAUGGGCAGUCACCUGAUGGCCAAUAAGAGGUGCCAGCUGCCCGAUGGUUCCUUCAGAAAACAAAGGAAAGGUUAUGAAGAGGUCCAUGUGCCUGCCUUAAAGCCAAAACCUUACGAAAAUAAUGAGACCAGAGUUCCCAUUGAUCGCUUGCCCAAGUAUGCCCAGCCGGCAUUUGAAGGUUUCAAGAGUUUGAACAGAAUCCAGAGUAGGCUGUCCAAUGCUGCAUUGGAGUCGGAUGAGAACUUGCUUGUUUGUGCACCAACGGUAAAAUCAUAA
Messenger RNA from Lingula anatina, 1553 nucleotides. RefSeq names its product U5 small nuclear ribonucleoprotein 200 kDa helicase. The record is from RefSeq and is a predicted model, not a curated record. Lineage: Eukaryota; Metazoa; Brachiopoda; Lingulata; Lingulida; Lingulidae. Gene Ontology annotation, molecular function: ATP binding; DNA helicase activity; ATP hydrolysis activity. Gene Ontology annotation, cellular component: nucleus. Gene Ontology annotation, biological process: resolution of meiotic recombination intermediates.